Egretta garzetta (little egret) is the source of this 1114-nucleotide messenger RNA. It is a transcript of the gene DDIAS, whose product is annotated as DNA damage induced apoptosis suppressor. Gene Ontology annotation, cellular component: cytoplasm; nucleus. The coding region runs from base 215 to 1114 and encodes 299 amino acids. The record is from RefSeq and is a predicted model, not a curated record. Gene Ontology annotation, biological process: negative regulation of intrinsic apoptotic signaling pathway in response to DNA damage. The transcript has 7 exons. NCBI's taxonomy places the organism in Eukaryota, Metazoa, Chordata, Aves, Pelecaniformes, Ardeidae.
AGCGUGAGACCUGUUAGAACUCUUCUUCCGUGUUUUCGGUUUUUUCCUUAGGGAGAAUUUAAGGCAGAGAGCCCACUAGAGGGCACCAGGCACUGAUGGAAAUGUCGGUGAGAACUCCGGGCUGUCGAAAGGCAACGCUCUUUGGAGGCUGGUGGUGAGGAUUCCCUGCCUGGAUAUGUGGGUCCAGAGGUGAUGCUGUGAGCACUUGAAUAGCAUGAGAGGACUCUUGGCUGCCUCUGUAAUUUCCAUCCAGAACUCCUGCUUCACCUAUCCUGCCUGUCAAAAAUGCUUUUCUAGGCUGAUACUGGAUUCUAGGAGGUUUAACUGUCUAAAAUGCGGCUGCACAGGUCAAGCUAAAGAUGCAAACUACAGGUACAGACUGUCCCUCAAGAUUGCUGACACUAAUGAUUUGUUUGACAUAACCGUGUUUGGAAGUUGCUUAGAUCCGUUCUUUGGGGUCACCGCAGAAAAUCUGCAGAGGUGUAUUCAAGACUUCAAUCAGCUCUCCGGAGAAACACACGCAGAUGCAUCUCCAGGAAUGUUAGUUCAAGCAGUGGAAACCUGUUUCAUUGGAAAAAGAUUUAUAUUUGGAGUAAAGGGUUGUGCAAGGGAAGAUGGAGGGCGUUCUACUGCCAGCAGCAUCUUGCAAAACUGUUCCAGAAUUAAUAGAACUACAAAAAACCUUACAGCUUGCCAGAUCUUCCUGCCAAAUGCUGCUGUUACUGGCUUUACUGUUAUCAGCUACUUCCAUCGGCUUCUGCGGUCAGCAAAAUCCAGGAGCUGUAAUAACAGCUCAUACUUACCUGAUGCAUCUUCAGCUCCAAUAGAUGAACCUGUCAGUGAGCUCAGCAGCUUGUCUAGCCCGAGCAGCAACUCCUGCUUUGUUCAGUCUAGUAGCAGAGAAAGUUUUUUCGAGUCCUGGCAGCAGUCCUUCAGCCUGACUUCAUCUGUUGCUUGGGUAACAGCAGAAGACUUCCCCACUCUGGAAGCGGGAAAGCUGGAAGAUACUUUGACAGAAAAGGUCACAGCUCCUGAAUUGGUGCUUUAUCCUGGAGUGCUGGCUGUAUGCGGAGGCCAGCGGUAUGGCUUCUUCCAAACAGCCUGCAAGAGUUGA